GCGUAUGCAGAACAAAAGCUACAUGAGUUGUACGCCAACAACAUGUUGGAGUUUCGAGCGCCUUUCUACGCACUCGAAACGGCACCGUCUCGUGGCAUUGACUGAUGCAUGCCGCAACCUCCGCCGGCGAGUCAGCGUCCGGGAGGGGGUGGUGGAGGAGACGAAGGAGACGGCGGAGGUGGCGGAGGAGACGGCUCACAGUUUGUCGGAAAGGGGACGGGCGAGACAUCGUCGGUAGAGAAGGCGUCCGGCGGAAAGGGGUCGGGCGGAAAGGAGUCGGGCAGGAGGGGGUCGGGCGGGAAGGGGUCGGGCGGAAAGCGUAGAACGUCCGGAAGUCCCCAGUAUAUGGAAACUGACCCCCACUGUGUAGGGAGUCGAGAUUCCGACAUGCGAAAUAAGGCCAUCCUGACGUCUGAUCAAGUGCAAGAAGAUUCGCACUUGUCUGCGAGGACUUUGUUUCUCGUUGCCCAGGAGAGUCCAUCCCGCCGUGCACAGCAGAGGUCUCAUGUGCUCAAUACCUUGCUGCUGAAAGAGGGCGCGUCUUCGUUUUGCCUGGAGGGCGGGAUGCCUGCAUUGCGAAGGAGCGAAGGUGCGAUCUGCGGUUCCCUCGGCUCGGGCGACCGCCACAAACUCCGAAUACAUUCGGAUUUGCUGACGUCGCCCUCCGCCAUAAGUGCUCCUCAUGCAACAGUUCCGCUGGGCCAAGAAAAUGUGACGUCCUACCCCCCCCAUCUUCAGUUGGACAUAGGGUUACCCUGCUUGCCUCCUUUCUCAUGUGUUGAGACUCGAGACUGGCGGUCUCGCGACGUGCUGGAUGGGCCCUCUCCAGGAGUGUUGGAGACCGGGGGUAGCGAGCACAAACGUCACACUCCUGGGGAAGACGAGCGCUCUCCGGGAACGCGUGUUGUACAUCGGGAAGAGGAGACUCAACGCUGGCAGUCUCGCAAAGUGUUGAAGACCGGGGGUAGCGAGUGUGAACGUCAUGCUUCGGAGGGUGCGUCCUGGCUCCACGCACGAGCGCUGGUGAUCGGGAUGUCCGAAGAGGUUCUGCACAAUCGUUCAGCUGUGGCCACGACGCGAGAGGGUGUCGUUAUGGGAGGUCGGUGGACGUCCGUGCAAGCUCUCGUUCUUGGCGACGAUGAAGACGAAGAAGAACCCGCGGUGGAAGCUCGGGUUCAUGGCGAUGAGAAAGGCGGAGAAACCGUGGUGGAAGGCAAGGAGGUGACUGUCGACAUCCGGACGGAUCCACAGCGGAAAGAUGGUGAUUCUUCGCCCACCCGUUGCGGUGAAGACCAGGGUGGUCGACCGUCUGUCCUGAGCACCGCUCGGGGAAUGGUGCUUCAUGAAGCCACAGAGUUGGGUGACGACUCGACAGCCACCGAGCUGCUUAGCGACUCAAUCGUGGCCGAGUUGCAGAACGUCGAAUCCUCCGUGGAAGGCGGUGAGGUGACCGUCAGCAUCAAGAUGGAUCCAGAGCGGAAAGAUCAUGAUUCUCCGUCCACCCGUUGCGGUGCCGAACAGGGUGAUCAAGCAUCUGUCCUCAGUACCGGUCGGGAAAUGGUGCUUCAUGAAGCCAUCGACUUGCCAAGCGACUCAUCUGCCACCGAGCUGGUUAGCGACACAGCCGUGGCCGAUGUCCAGAACCUCGAAUCGUCCGUGGACGUUGGCGCAAUGGCGCGACAAGAGGGCGAGUUCCCUCAAAGGGUUCCCGGGCACGGAAAGAUUUGUGAAUAGGACCACUCGCAUAUCUGUCAAUAGCCAGCUCCGUGU
Molecule: messenger RNA, 1770 nt
Organism: Chara braunii
Lineage: Eukaryota; Viridiplantae; Streptophyta; Charophyceae; Charales; Characeae
Source: the annotation of a GenBank genome assembly